AUGAGCAGGAAGGAGGAAGCCGCGGGCUACCAGCAGGUCCUGGAGCUGGACGUGAAGCUGGGCCAGGUGAGCAUCCGCCACCCCCGCGCCCUCCCCGGGGACCUGCCCAAGACCUUCACCUUCGAUGCCGUCUACGACGCCAACUCCAAGCAGGCAGAUCUGUAUGACGAGACGGUGCGGCCGCUGAUCGACUCGGUGCUGCAGGGCUUCAACGGCACCAUCUUUGCCUACGGGCAAACUGGCACCGGCAAGACCUACACCAUGCAGGGGGUCUGGGCGGAGCCGGAGAAGAGGGGCAUCAUCCCCAUCUCCUUCGAGCACAUCUUCACCCACAUCUCCCGCUCGCAGAACCAGCAGUACCUGGUGAGGGCCUCGUACCUGGAGAUCUACCAGGAGGAGAUCAGGGACCUCCUCGCCAAGGACCAGAGCAAGAAGCUGGAGCUGAAGGAGAACCCUGAGACGGGGGUGUACAUCAAGGACCUCUCCUCCUUCGUGACCAAGAACGUCAAGGAGAUUGAGCACGUGAUGAACCUGGGGAGCCAGACGCGGUCGGUGGGCAGCACCAACAUGAACGAGCACAGCUCCCGCUCCCACGCCAUCUUCCUCAUCACCAUUGAGUGCAGCGAGACGGGGCCGGAUGGCGAGGAGCACAUUCGUGUGGGCAAGCUCAACCUGGUGGACCUGGCUGGCAGUGAGCGCCAGAGCAAGAUGGGAGCCCAUGGAGAGCGCCCCAAGGAAGCCUCCAAGAUCAACCUCUCCCUCUCUGCCCUGGGCAACGUCAUCUCUGCCCUCGUGGACGGCAAGAGCACACACAUCCCCUACCGGGACUCCAAGUUGACCCGCCUGCUGCAGGACUCCCUCGGGGGCAAUGCCAAGACAAUCAUGGUGGCCACCUUGGGCCCAGCUUCUCAUAGCUACGAUGAGAGCCUCUCCACCCUCAGGUUCGCCAACAGGGCCAAGAACAUCAAGAACAAGCCCCGGGUGAACGAGGACCCCAAGGACACCUUGUUGCGGGAGUUUCAGGAGGAGAUUGUCCGGCUGAAAGCCCAGCUGGAGAAACGUGGCAUGCUGGGGAAGAAGAGGAGGAGAAGCAGCCGGAGGAAGAAAGUGGUGGAUGGGGAAAGUGCCACAGAGAAUGAAGGGGAGGAGGACAAUGAGGAUGGCCUGGAGAAGAACAUGGAGAACUACUUGAAGGAGCAGAAGGAGAGGUUGGAAGAGGAGAAAGCUGCUAUCCAGGAUGACCACAGCCUGGUGAGUGAGGAGAAGCAGAAGCUGCUGCAGGAGAAGGAGAAGAUGAUAGAGGAUUUGCGGAAGGAGCAGGAGGCGACGGAGCUGCUGGCCACCAAGUACAAGGCAAUGGAGAGCAAGCUGCUCAUUGGUGGCAGGACCAUUGUGGACCACACCAACGAGCAGCAGAAGAUGCUGGAGCUGAAGCGGCAGGAGAUCGCUGAGCAGAAACGCCGGGAGCGGGAGAUGCAGCAGGAGAUGCUGCUGCGGGACGAGGAGACCAUGGAGCUGCGGGAGACUUACACCUCGCUGCAGCAGGAGGUGGAGAUGAAAACCAAGAAGCUGAAGAAGCUCUAUGCCAAGCUGCAGGCCGUGAAGGCUGAGAUCCAGGACCAGCACGACGAGUACAUCCGUGUGCGCCAGGACCUGGAGGAGGCCCAGAACGAGCAGACACGGGAGCUGAAGCUCAAGUACUUGAUCAUCGAGAACUUCAUCCCACCAGAAGAGAAGAACAAGAUCAUGAACCGUCUGUACUUCGAUGGCGAGGAGGACCAGUGGAAGUUCCAGCCGCUGGUGCCCACUGGAGGCAACCAAAUGAAGAAGCGGCCUACCUCUGCAGUGGGGUACAAGAGACCCAUCAGCCAAUAUGCCCGUGUGGCCAUGGCCAUGGGAUCUCACCCUCGGUACCGGGCUGAGAACAUCAUGUUCCUGGAGCUGGACCUGUCCCCUCCAGCCAUCUUCGAGUUUGAGCGAAGCAGGGACCAGGCAGAGCAGGACCCCCGAGCUCUCCACCUCGAGAGGCUGAUGCACCUGGACAGCCUCCUGGAGAGGCCAGCAGCCUCCCGAGUGAGGAAGUCCCGCUCUUGGUGCCAGACGCCUCGGUCACUGCCAUCCUCAACCACGCAUGUCUCCCUCACCUCCAGCUCCCCAUGUGCCACCACGAUGCCAGCUCAGGAGUGA
Messenger RNA from Chaetura pelagica (chimney swift), 2187 nucleotides. It is a transcript of the gene KIF3C, whose product is annotated as kinesin family member 3C. Gene Ontology annotation, biological process: microtubule-based movement. The coding region runs from base 1 to 2187 and encodes 728 amino acids. The transcript is spliced from 8 exons. Gene Ontology annotation, molecular function: ATP binding; microtubule binding; microtubule motor activity. The record is from RefSeq and is a predicted model, not a curated record. Lineage: Eukaryota; Metazoa; Chordata; Aves; Apodiformes; Apodidae.